Messenger RNA from Eurytemora carolleeae, 878 nucleotides. RefSeq lists its product as uncharacterized. The record is from RefSeq and is a predicted model, not a curated record. The transcript has 12 exons. Bases 287 to 853 code for a protein of 188 amino acids. NCBI's taxonomy places the organism in Eukaryota, Metazoa, Arthropoda, Copepoda, Calanoida, Temoridae.
AGAAGAUUGUAGUACAUCAAGAAGAUUCCGCUUUUGCCUUACACCUGUACAUAUACAAACACAAAAGGGUCCUAGGUCUCCUAAUGGACUCAAUAUAUCAAUAGGAGCAACUAAACCAAGAGCAGGAACUAAUAUACAGAUAGAGCCUGAGGAAGUAAAAAACAUUCAGCAAAACAUUGAUUAUGUGAUCAAAAAACUUCAGAAAAUUCAUAAGACUGUUCUGUGGAAUACUUACAUUGGAAGAUCUUUUGUGGAUAAAAUUCCGCUCUCUACAAGUUCUACUCCGAUGGAGGAACGAAAUAUUAACAAUGUUGAGGAUAAGGGAUUUGAUCCGAACAAUGGUUUAUCUUGGAAUCCUGACAGUCUAGAAUUCAUCAGGAAACAAUUGGAAGCAGGAGAAAUAAAUUCAGAUGGUAUUGUCUGCUUGUACUGCCUGAGAUCAGAUCCUGAGAAUGAUUCCGAUGAGAUAGCCUGGGAAAUUCAAAAGGUUUUAAUUUAUCAUCUGAUGAAAACUGAUCUACACAGAAAUAUAAACGAGGAAUCCUGUAUGACAAGACAAGGAAUGGAACCAGUUUCUAGAAAAGUCAGAACUCCAGGUCGGGGACAUGACGGGUAUCUGGUCUACCUGUCCUAUCAGCUGGUUGAUCAUGUCACUUUCCAGCAGGUCAUCGGCGAAACAAUUCUUUACUCUUCCGAUAUCAGAUCGAAAAAGAAACAGCUGAUGAAUAGUCUGGGAGAGAACCGGUUUCCAACCCACGUGGAGGAGAAAACAAAGAAAAAUAUCGAACAGGUAGAAAACCGGUUUCCAACUCACGUGGAGGAAAAAAACACAUUGAACAUGUUGAAAUUUUAAACAAACAUAUUUUGUCAGAUUGAUA